AUCGUUUACAUCACUACUUUGAUCUCUGCGUUGCGAGUUGCGACUGCAUGUGCAUUCGAAUGCAAUGCAAAAUAUAUUUAUGAUAAACACCGUUUUUACACCAAUUUUGAUAUUGAAUUAUUGUACUGUGCUUUCUGAAAUGUGUUCAUAGUGACAACAAGUGUUAUAUUUGUGCGUUAUUUUCGUAUAAAUCAUUAGAAAUGGCUACCGUUUUCGACAGUCCAUUCAUACGACAACGCUUACAUCGUUUACGGAAUCGGGAUUUUGAUUUGGAUGAGGAUCAAAGAUUUGGCAGAUGCGACUGUACCAGCUACUCCUACUUCGUACUCUCAAUGGUGUUGUUUUCUGUUGGUACUGUUAUAACAGUGCUAGCCUUGGGAGACGCCGAUGGAUAUAUCCUUAGCAAUCUAGGACACAUGUGGCUCGUCGGACCAAUAUUUAUUUGCUCAGGAAUGAUGGUCGCCGUGAAAAGUAUGCUCUACUUGCGCAGAAAGAGUAUAAUCCAAAUGCUUUUGCAUCAGAGAGCGAUUAUUAGGGAUAUGGCGACUGCGCAGGCUGAACAGGCUUACAGUGGACAAGUGCCGAGGACCGCAUCCAGUGCCACAUUACCUCCAUCCUACGAGGCCUUAAUAACAAAUGACACAACAACUAAACCACAGCCAUCCAGCUCCGAACCACCACCCCCCACUUAUGACGAGGCUAUGUACCUUUUUGGCGAUGAAAAAAACACUUUGGAUAAUAAAAACAGUAAACAAGAAACUAGCAACCAAAACAAUUCGGACACCGAAAACAAACCGUGAAAACUUUAUUUUACUAGAUGUGUAAGGAAAUAACUUAAUUCUUCCUUUUGUACUUAUAUUUUACAUUGUAGGAUUGUUCAUAUCUCAUAUGUGCCUGUAAUAUUGACUUGUUGGCAAUAUUAUUAUAAAGUGUCUUUAAUUUACAUGUAUAAGGAUGUAGUUUGUAAGAUAUAUUUGAAAGAAGCAGUGUACUUCUACUGAUAUGUAGAUAUGUCCUUAGUCAUAUUAUUAUAAGUUCAUUCAUGACAGUUUAAAGUUUUAGUGUUCUGAGUGAACCAACAGCAUAAAACUAAUUCACUUAGUAUUACUAAAAUUAUAUAUUUAAUUAUUUUUAUUGUUAGGUAUAUAAAAAAAAGGUUUUGUUCAUAAGUGACUUUGCACUCACUCCACUAAGAUUUCAAUCUCAAGUAAGAUUGUUUAUGCAUGUAAAUUAAUUGUUUUUGCAUUUCAAACGUUUAUAAAUUAUAUUGUUUAUAAUUAAAUGGUCUAUGAUGCAUUUUGGUUUAAACCUUGAUAGAUAAUGUGUAAAGUACACGCCUAUAGUACACAAGGUAAUGUUUAAUGUACACUUAUCUGUGUUACAUUAUCUUAAAUGAGAUAGGUUCCUAUUUGUUCUUAAUAAUCUCAUUUUAUUAGGUCACUAAAUCACAGUUCUUAAGUCUUGAGACCCCAUAUAAUAUGAGAAGGCCAGGUGGAUCAAUUAUAGGCCAUAAUGACUGGACAUGUUUUGGCAUUUCUGUGUGUGUCAGUGUGUAAGAGUCUAGUGAGGUCAGCCUGCAAUCAGUUUGACCGCAUUGAUCGGCCUUCUCAUAUAUUGUCCAAACCAUGAGAUAAGUCACAAAGUCUCAUAAACAUUUUGACAUUUUCAAAUGAAGAUUUGUAACUUGUCUUGUGGUUUUUUGGUCCAUAAUUGAAACAAACUUGUACAUGACCUAAAUACAAACUUACUGUUAAGAAGACUGAGACAAGUGUUUUCUUUGUUGAUA
Molecule: messenger RNA, 1786 nt
Organism: Aricia agestis (brown argus)
Lineage: Eukaryota; Metazoa; Arthropoda; Insecta; Lepidoptera; Lycaenidae
Exons: 2
Coding region: 201-800 (199 amino acids)
Source: RefSeq, a predicted model, not a curated record